This is a messenger RNA of Homarus americanus (American lobster), 2195 nucleotides long. RefSeq lists its product as uncharacterized. The transcript is spliced from 4 exons. The record is from RefSeq and is a predicted model, not a curated record. NCBI's taxonomy places the organism in Eukaryota, Metazoa, Arthropoda, Malacostraca, Decapoda, Nephropidae. The coding region runs from base 495 to 1517 and encodes 340 amino acids.
UAUGAUUCCCGCCAGUGACGCGAAGUAUCCGGUGGAGGAAGGAGCGCUCUACUCGCACUGUCGCACACGAGUCCGUAGUUCUCCUGCUACACACGUCAUGUGUACCAGAGUAUUCAACCAGUUCUCCUACCCUUUUAUACCACGUCCAUAAACAGCCACCAUCAUUGUAAUUGGAUUUUGAACAGUGAAAAGACGUACCAUUAUAAUGAGUUGAUGAAGAAGUCGUGUACGUCGCCGGUAUAAGUGUUGUGCGUCUUUAUAAUCUUGUGGGGGUUUCGAUGCACGUGAUAGUUUACCAAGCUAGUAAAGUGUCCCUUGUGAUCUGGCCAUAAGCUCCCUCUAUCAAAGACUUCCUCGCUUUGGCACAACGAAAAUAUAAACAAUGCUAACACAACUAUCAAUUAGAAGAAUCAACAACAUGAUUUAGAUGGUGAUUCUCAGUCUGUGUCGAAAUAAAAGUUGAUCUCUGACAGUGUACACAGCGUCCCCGUGGCAUGACUGUGGUUCUCUUCGGAUCGUCAGGACCUCUGCGGGGUGACAAGAAAAUGCUGCGACACCUUAACUCUCUUGGUGUGUGUGCUGGUGGAUACACUUCGACCAACGAGGCUGUUGAGACGGCCUCCUUCACCACCACCACCAGAAGCCGAGGAUUGAGUGUGUCAUGGGUGUUGCUGUUGUUGGUGGGCGUAUGGACUGGGUUCACAGAGGCCACUCCUCCUACAUUAUGGGAGCACUUCUUCUUAGACGGAUGCAAGAUUCCUUCAGUUGGCAACAUGACUCGCAAUCUGCACCUCAAGAACCUGACAAGUGGCUUCUUCCUAGAGUUGGACAUAUAUGGGUUUAACGCUCCCAGGUUGAUGAGUAGUCGUGAGGAAUCUUGUGAGUUACUGGCCGGAGCUCUGUACUGGGUCACUACCAUGAGCGAUGAGCAAGACAAGAUGCGCCUUACUUUUAAGAAGAUUAUGGACGAUGGAAGACCCAAAGGAGGAAAAGAAGAAGAGGUAAAGAAAGUUGGAAGUGAGGAAAAAGAAGGGGAGGGAAAGAAUGAGAGCAGUGGGAUGAGACAGGACAUGGAGGAGAAAGGGAUGGAGGAGAAGCAAGACACAGGAGAAGCAGAGGAGAGCAAGGAAGAGGAAAAGGAGGAGAAGAUUAUGGAGUGUGUACUGCCGCUGGUCGUGGCUCUAAAUAACGGCUAUGGCUUCCUCUCCUGCCGAGGGCUUGAGGAGAGAGAGGAGGUCUUGCCGACACUAAAGGCAUGGCGUAAGGACGUGCUAGAGGCUGAGAAGAAAAUGUCAGCCCUUAAGGGGAAGAUCCUGGGCGGUGUGGCCGGAGGCUUAGGUCUGGCGUUAGUGGCGUGUGCUGUGUGUGUGAUAACUCGUCUGCGGCCGCGACACGAGAGAAAGUUCAACGGCAGCAGGAGGCCUUCACAACAGUCCUCCCAACAAAUCAAGACCCGCGUCACCCACGACCACGACAGCAGCACACCACAGAACUCAACCAAUAAGAUGAAAGUGUAAGGUGUUUUACCUGCCAGCAACCUCACAGGAUCCCAUCAGUCAGAAUAAUCACAGCACCUUCACCUUACAAGGAUGGAUCAGUCAAUAGUGAGACAAGACACUAUAAGCAAAUGAAAUAAUUCUAUCAUGUUUUUUUUUAUGAUACUGUGUAUAUAUAUUUAUGAUAUCCUGGCAACAAACACAGAUAGUGACUUUCUUUGAAGUAAUGUAGAAAACUAUAGACCAUUAGUUAAAACACUGAUCAGCUGACUAUACUGUAGUGUUGGGUUAAUGCGCUCAAUGACCAAAUGAGCCAAAUAAUGGACUAGUGUAUGUAACUCAAAGUAUUCCUCAAAAUCCCUAAAAUAAUAGUAACCAUCAAUAGUUUCAACCACGAUGCAUUCUUUUCAAAUUCGUCCUUAAGUGUCGGGAGAGUGUCACAAAAAUGUAAACACAAACGUCAAGGGACUUUGUAAGCACCCAGUGACGUAAUGCUCUACACAAGGGCUGUAUCUCACGGUACAUAUAUAAGCAACACAAUAUCUAUGAACAUGUGUGUAAGUGGACCUGUAGGGGCAUGUUCCUCACCAGGCUGUCUACUCCUGUCACACCACAACACAUGUUCCUCACCAGGCUGUCACACCACAACACAUGUUCCUCACCAGGCUGUCACACCACAACACAUGUUCCUCACCAGGC